Messenger RNA from Macrobrachium nipponense, 3255 nucleotides. RefSeq names its product nucleolar protein dao-5-like. The record is from RefSeq and is a predicted model, not a curated record. NCBI's taxonomy places the organism in Eukaryota, Metazoa, Arthropoda, Malacostraca, Decapoda, Palaemonidae. The transcript is spliced from 13 exons. Bases 1 to 2397 code for a protein of 798 amino acids.
AUGGCUGUUGGCCUGGAAAACAAGAUCGUUCAGUAUCCCGAUGAUGCAACACUUGUGGGUGUCGUAAAGUCUCCGCUUAUGAGAAAUGAAGCUACCCUUAGUCUCAGUCGGGACAUGGAGCGGAUUAGUGAAUGGUCUAGAACGCAUCGGGGCAUCAGUAUAACAAGUGAUACAGGAAGAAGAUUGAAGACAAGUAAACUCAUUGAAGCCAUACUUGAAGCUCAGACUACUGAAUCCAUCGCUGAAAAUGCAUCUGCUGUCAUUUUAGCCCUUAAUGAGAGUGCCAGAAGCAAGGAUCUGUUUGAGGAGGAAGAAGAGCCUGUUGCUUCUGAGGAGCUUAUAUCAGAAAUUCAGUUCCCAGAAGAUUUGGAGGAGAAGGUUACAUCUGUGGUACCUGACAGCAAACUUAAGGAAGACUGUGUUGAGCCUGAGCCUCCAAACGCUGAACAGAAGAGCACUCGUAAGCGCAAGGGAACAUUUGAUGUUAAUGAAAGUUCUGAAAAUGAUAGUUCCAAUGGAAAGAAGAAAGGUGAGCAUAGACGUACAGGGACGUACGAAGUUCAUGAAGGUGACAAGUUAGAAGAUGUUGCUCCUGCACCAAAGCGUCGUAGAACAUCCACAUUCGAGGUCAAUUCAAUCAGUGAAUCCCAAGAUGCAGAUAAAAAGAUUGCACCAAAGCGCCGUAAAACAUCCACAUUUGAUGUCACCUCUACCAAUGAAUCCAAUGACGCUAUAAAAAAUGCUGAUGUUGACAAGGUCCAAGAAAAUAGCAGUCACCUAGAGGCCUUAAGGAAUAAUAUUUCAAAUGAUGCACAGGUUUCUGUAAAUUCCCCAUCUUCUUCACAGAAUGGAUCUUUACCGAAGCUCAACUUGAGAUCCAGAUCAGUUGUUAUUAAAUCUAAGACCAAAGAGUCUACAGUGUCCCAAACCAUGGAAGAAGACAAGUUAGACCCUGCUCCUGCAAGUGAGACUCCAGACCCUGCUCCUGCAAGUGAGACUCCAAAACCAUUGAGAAACGAAAAGAGGCAAAGUAUAAGGCCAACAAACCCGGGGAGUGUAAGGAAGUCUGGAUCUCUGCCAGAAAGGUUGGUCACAGGAACACCAAUUUUCUCAAGGAAGUCUGGAGUAAUACCAGCAAAAUCAGGAACUCCAACACCUAGCAGAUCAAGAAAGACUGAAGUAACAUCACAAAAUUUAAAUAAGAUGACACCAAACGUCUCAAGAAAAUCAGGAAUGGUAUCAGUAAAACUAGCUGCAGGUACCCCCAACAGUUCAAGAAAGUCAGGAUUGGGAUCUGGAAUGUUAGCUGCAGGUACACCUAACAACUCGGAAAAAUCUGGAGUGGUAUCAACCAAACUUCCAAAUGGUACACCAAAAACUGAGGGGAAAGGCCAGGAGACAUCUAAGAUAAUGAAACCACUUUUCAAUGUUGGCAGAGGCGAUGCUCCAGCAGAAGAUGGAAAAGAGGCCAGGGUCGCAGGUUCUGGUAUUCCACGUUUUGUGUCUUUUGCACGCAAAUUGAAAGUACCUAAUUUUGCCAAGAUCCACGAAAAAGCAUUCAAUCGCAUGGAAGCUCUGGAUGACUACAUUGACAAGAAGAAGAAAAUGUUCGAUCAUCAGAGUAGUGCAACUAAAAAACCAAGGCCUAGGCAUGCAUCAGGAGAAGUCUUCAAACCCACAGUUACCUCUGUUGAAAAUGUCAGCUUAAACUUUGCAGGAAAUUCUGCCAAAUCAGGGAAAACUCCAGUUGGAAAAUCACCCAAGUUUAAUUUUGGGGCUUUGAAAUCUCCACAGACCAGCCAUAAAGUGUCAAAGUCUGCAAAGAAGUCUCCAAAAUCAGCAUCAAAAUCACAAAAUACACGUUUGAAGUCGCCUAAACACCUAAAGUCUCCUAAAGUGAAGUCGCCUAAACACCUAAAGUCUCCUAAAGUUACAUCUAAGAAGUCACCAGGUGCUUCAACUGUAAGCAAAAAGGUGCCUUUAUCUGCACGUAAGAGUUCUUUUGCCCUGAAAGCAUCUCCUAAAGCUCAUCACAGCAACAUACCAAAGCCCCACAAGGAAAAUGUAAAACCAGGUUUUGGACCUUUAGCAACUCCUGCUCAAGUUAAAGCAACUGGUAUUGGUAAUCCAGCCAAAACACCAGGAUCCAGCCUGAAGGGAAAAGAAUUGAAUUCAAAAUCAUCAAACAAGAAGCCUGCCACUACAUAUGUUCCAUAUAAGGGUGCUCUCAAGCCAAGGAAUACUGUAGAUAUUCAUAAAACUAUGAGUGAAAAGAUUCCACCUGUGAAAACUAUAAAGGAGAGACGAGAAUAUCAGAACAAGAUACUUAAGGGUGUGAGGUUUAAUAAGAGAUUUGAGCUUCAAAUGGCUAAGAGAGGAAUAGACAUAACACAGUAAUGUGUAAAGGUUAUGCUACUCCUGUAUUUAGUGACUUAUGACUUAGUAGUGACUUAUAUAACAUAAUAAUUAAAUUCUGAAAAAUAUAUAUGAACUACUGUAUAUUGUUUAUUGAGUAUGGUUAUCUGUAGUGGUAAAUGUAGCUUUUAAAGUAUGUAUAGAGAUAUAGGAAAGUAAGUAGUUUUAAUAAUUUUUAUUAGAUAGAAUUUUUGUGUACAGUAUACAUAUUUUGUUUCAAACAUCGGCACCAUUCUCGAUUUGGAAAUUUAUAUUCCAAUGUGCAGAAUCAUUUUUUUUUUGUAUAACCAGCUCUUUAGAGUACUGUAACUGAGAAGUAGAGUUUGUGUAAUAAUUGUAAAGUUAAAGUAUAUUUGCUUUCAGUUAGCUGUCCUUCCAAAUAAAAUAUAUUUUAUUUGUAUAACUUCCUUCUCUUGGGCAUACUAUCUUCUUGUUUGUAUAUACUGUCAGGCUUAGGAUUUAAGCUUUUCAAAGAAAACUCAUAAUCACAUGAGUCAAUAAAAUGGGAAAGUAAAUCCACAGUAGUAUGCCUGCUUGAGUUUGUUAUUUAGAAUAUAUACGUACAGCAGAAAGCUUACGAUGACCUGCACGGUCCUCCUUGUAAAUCAGAUUGACAAGGAUGACUGUGCAGGUUAUCAAAAGCUUUCUGCUGUAUAUAUUUUAAAUGACAAAAACAGGCAUACUACUGUGGAUUUACUUUCCCAUUUAAGCUUUUGCUAUCAUGAAUAAGUUUCAGUACAUAACUAAGUAGACUUUUGUACCUGUUCAGCUUGUAAGCUGUAUUUACUAUUAACUAAGUUGAAGUAUUUUUUGAAGCUUUCAAUAAAGGCUAACAUCAGG